AUGGACCCGGCUCCAAGUAUAUUGAGCUGUAUUAUUGGAAAGACUAUGAAAAUUACAACCACCAAUGGGUGCUUUCAAGGGGUUUUAUUCAGUGUUCAUGCAGAUCGUGCGUUCACUCUGAUCAAAGUUAAGGAUUUGAAGACUGGCGAAGCAGUGCAAGGAGCAAAGCUCUUUUUUGGGCAACAUGUCCUAAAUGUGGAACAAGUAGAAGAAUCUAAAAGUGUUGGUCAAGAGGUUGAAGGAGAGACAUUAGAAGAAAGAAGUCAUAUACUGUCCCUGACGACUGCCCAGAGUAAUCAAGAGGAGCCUUUCAAUGCUUUACAGGAAAUUCAACAUGCAGUGGAACCAGUAGAAGAAUCUAAGUGUGUGGGUCAAGAAGUUGAAGGAAAGGCAUUAAAAGAAAGAAGUCAUAUACUGUUGCUGAAGACUGCCCAGAGUAAUCAAGAUGAGCCUUUCAAUGCUUUACAGGCAAUUAAACAUGCAGUUGACACUGAAGAGGUGGUUUAUACUGUGAUAGACCAGUUCCAGACUUUGUUUCAACCCACAAUUCGGCAUCUCCAAAGACAGAAGGUCUUGAGUUUAGCAGCUGCUUGCCUGAAAUUAGGCCACUAUCAAAAACUGUGUUGGCUGCAGGUGGCCACCAGAAAUCAUGUCUACCUCUUUGAUAUCCUCACCAUGGGACCAGGAGUCUUCAAAAAUGGUCUUCAAGUGAUGCUGCAAGACAAAAGCAUCCUAAAGGUCAUCCAUGAUGGUCGUUUGCUAGCAGAUAUUUUGUUCCACCAGUAUGGUGUGACCUUGACUAAUGUUUUCGAUACACAGGUGGGUGAUGUGUACCUGUUUUCAAUGGAGACUGGUGGCUUCCUUCCCCAACGCACAGCUACUUUGAAGGAUUGUUUGAUUCGGUAUCUGAAUAUGCCAUCUACACAUGUUAAUUUUCUAAACGUCAAACAAACAUUGAUGAAGGGAAUCCCCAACGUCUGGUCUGACCGUCCAAUAUCUGCUACCUUGCUGAAAGUACUGGCUCUAGAAGUAUUGCACCUCCUAGAUUUGCGCCAAGUCAUGCUGGAUAACAUGCUUGCUGACUUUACGCUUUUAGUUAACAGCUAUCUUAAUGCUCCUUACCCAGGAAGAGCAAAUGCUUUAAAUAGGACUGAGAUUUCCUGCUCUGAGCUUCCCAAAGAACUUCAGCUGCUGUGUGUCCUACAGCAAGAGAGAAGAACGAAAGCACUAAAAGAAUACGAUGUUAACCAACAGGGAUUCCUUACAAGGUCCUAG
Molecule: messenger RNA, 1275 nt
Organism: Nanorana parkeri
Lineage: Eukaryota; Metazoa; Chordata; Amphibia; Anura; Dicroglossidae
Gene: EXD1
Product: exonuclease 3'-5' domain containing 1
Exons: 13
Coding region: 1-1275 (424 amino acids)
Biological process (GO): nucleobase-containing compound metabolic process
Molecular function (GO): 3'-5' exonuclease activity; nucleic acid binding
Source: RefSeq, a predicted model, not a curated record